CAAUGCAUUGGUGCUUACAUGAGGUGCUAAGCACAUUAAAAACUUUAGCACCAAAAGCCCCCAAUGCAUAGGUGCUUAACUUGUUGGUGCUAAACAUCCUUCAUGUAAUGAUUUUGCAACUAAAGUUCUUCAUCUAUUGGUGGGAUUCUUUCAUUUAAGUGUUUUGCCUAGGUUCUCGCGCUUGGCAUUGGUUCUUCCUGGGUCACCACACUCAUCUCUCUCCUCUUAAAUACCUUGCCACAUCAGUUUUUUUACCUACAUGACAGCCUUAGCACCUGUAUAAGGUGGAGCAUUGGAGGGGCCUAACUUUGACCGCUGGUGUUGGUGUUGUAGACUUCCACUCCACUAGACGAGCGCAGACCUUCUACUGAGAAACAAAAAAACGAGCGCAGACCUACCUGAAAUAUCCCUUCCGCCCUACCGGCCGGUGACGAUGGGCCGCCGCCGCCGCCCUUACUCGCCGGCUCCAGCGGCCCCGCUGGAAGACGACGACCUCCUGGGGGAGAUCCUCCUCCGCCUCCCUCCGCGGCCGUCCUCCCUCCCGCGCGCCUCCCUCGUCUGCAAGCGUUGGCGCCGCCUCGUCUCCGACCGCGGCUUCCUCGCCCGCUUCCGCGCGCGCCACCGCAGGGAGCCCCCGCUCCUCGGCAUCUUCACCGGCGGGUUCGAAUGGCUCGGCUUCACCCCCUUGCUGGACCCGCCCGACCGCGUCCCCGCCGAGCGCCUCUCCCUGCGGCAGAGCCGCGACGAGCGCUGGAUCUUCUGCGGCUGCCGCCACGGCCUCGCGCUCCUCUUCAACGUCGACCGCCUCCACGCCGUCGUGUGCGACCCCCUCACCGGUCGCCGGCGCCAGGUGCCCUUCCCGCCGGGGUUCGACGACGACCAAGAGAACAUCAUCGGAAGCGCCGGGAUGCUCUGCGCCGCCCGCGGGGAAGGCCACGUGCACGGCGACUGCCACUCGAGCCCCUUCAAGCUGGUCCUAGUCCGCACCAACACGGCCCGCACUCGCGUCUUCGCUCGCCUCUACGACUCCCAGUCCGGUGAAUGGGGAAAUCUGAUCUCAGAACCAAUUACGGUCAUCCUUCCGAUUACCCUGCAGCGCUCCAGCGUCCUGGUUGGGAGUGCAUUGCACUGGUCGAUUGACGCAACCAGCAUCCUCUCAUUUGAUCUUGAAACGCAGCGCCUUGCCCUGAUCCGGGAGCCGGCAGACGCCCGUUCUUGCGGACACAGGAUGGCUGCCUAGGCCUCGCCAUUUCGUCCCAACAGAGCAUGCAGCUGUGGGAGAGGAACACCUCUGAAGGUGUUGGCAGAUGGGUGCUGCGGAAAACCCUUCAUUUGGGCAAGCUUCUUCCGGAGAAACCGGGGAUGGAGAAAGCGCACAUACAGAUGUUGCGGUAUGCCGAGGAAAGCAAUGUGAUGUUUCUGGUCAUAGGCUUUAGUGUCUUCAUGAUCCAACUUGACUCGCUGCGGUUCAAGCUUAUUUUUGAAAGCAACCUCAGGACCACCUAUCAUCCAUACACAAAUUUCUAUGCUGGAGGUAAUAUCUCGUCUUUAAUUUACUUUAUUUACUUUGCAAGGAGAUUAACAAGAUUCUUCAGUUAUCUUUGGGCAUGUCGUUGUUGGAACUUUGCUCCUGUGCUCAAGGGUUGGGUAGUGUUUUCUGUGUAAACUGUAUUCCUUGUUUCUUUGUCAAGUUUGGUUAACUUAUAUCAGUGUUCUUUUUAUAUUAUUAUUAUUGUUAUUGAACUGGAAGGGGGCUAGAAGAAUUUUGUUGUUGUUGCCUGAGAUGCUAGCGUUAACUUUAUGCCUAUGUAUUUAUAGCACUGAUGUUCUCAGUAUGAUUUAUAUGCAACAGUUGGAAAUUGACAACACACUAAAACACAGACUUGAACCGUCUGAAAUAUCGUAUUAGUUACUAGAUGUUAUAUUUGGAUACUUAGCAAGUUCUCAAAUAGCAUUUCUCUGAAAUAUAAUAAUUAUAUAUACUGAUCUUGUAGUUAAUAACAAGUCCACAAUUACAACCUACAUAUAUCUUGAUAUAUACUCCCUCCGUCCGAAAAAGCUUGUCCCCAAAUGGUUGUAUCUAGCACCAAGUUAAUGCUAGAUACAUUCAUUUAUGGGACAAGCUUGGGACAAGCUUUUUCGGACGGAGGGAGUAUGAAAUAAAUGGUUAAGUUUACUAAACAUUUUUUCUAAGAACCAUGUUGCAAGUGAGAUCGUUUGUACCACGCAGAAAACAUAAAGUGAUGCUCUGUUUAUCUUGUAUCACCAAAGAGCUAGCUAUGGACAGGGGUGCGUGGAAGCUUGCUAUCCAUGUGCCAGAGCCAUGAGUUGGUUGCGAGAUCUUUUGAGUUUCACCUCUAGCCUACCCCAACUUGUUUGGGACUAAAGGCUUUGUUGUUGUUGUUGUUGUUGUUGAUGCUCUGUUUAUCUUCUAUAAGGACAGUUCUAUUUACUCUUCAUUAUUUGGUCAUUGGAGUUUGUCAGUUUGAGCAUAUUCUAGUGAAGUACUUUUGACUGAACAUGGAACAAGCUCAUUUCAGAACAACUUCGAUAUAACUAUCUGUAGAAGAAGUUUUUUUUGUACAAUUUUAUAUUCUCUGGUCAACUAAAUAGUUGAGUAUUAAGGCUUGAGUAAUUCUCCUUUUAUUUGAAGUAGAUAUGACUUUAUUUACCUAUCCAUAACGAUGUAUAAAACCAAAUAAUGACUUGCUCAAGUUGCAUCAAUGCAACGGUAUGUUGAUCUAACUGGCAACUUUGCCCUCUCUUUUUUAUUUGAUUUUUUCCUUAAAUUCUUUGUUAGUUUACUAGACUUGCUUUGGUUGCAGGAAAGGUAAUUGGUGACAGAGAUGGCGAACCUGAAAUGCUGAACAAUACAUGAUGCUAACGUCUUGUGUGAGGUGAACAGAUAUCCCAGUGCUUAACAGCUGCCAAGUUGAAGUAAUAGCAGCAGGACCCUGGUGCCCUUUUUUUAUGUAUGGUGAUUUUCCAUUUGUAACUUUGAAGCAAACUUGUACAAAUAAACCAUUUUGCCGGUAUCCAGAACCUGUAGAAACUAGUUUGUUGAAAUUCCGUGGUGCUGUUCCCAGAGAUGUGUGGUCCACUAAAUUUGCAAACUCUUCAGUUAAUGCAGCAGUGUUGGCUCUUUCA
This is a messenger RNA of Triticum aestivum (bread wheat), 3147 nucleotides long. RefSeq lists its product as uncharacterized. The record is from RefSeq and is a predicted model, not a curated record. Lineage: Eukaryota; Viridiplantae; Streptophyta; Magnoliopsida; Poales; Poaceae. The transcript is spliced from 2 exons. Gene Ontology annotation, molecular function: protein binding. Bases 434 to 1240 code for a protein of 268 amino acids.